Molecule: messenger RNA, 2183 nt
Organism: Moneuplotes crassus
Lineage: Eukaryota; Ciliophora; Spirotrichea; Euplotida; Euplotidae
Source: the annotation of a GenBank genome assembly
GAUUGUUGAGAAGGCUCAUAACAGUGCAGUAUUUAUGAACACAAUCGGGAUAAGCAGGCAUCCUGUUAUAGGCCUGAAGCAAUCUGAGACAUCUCCUCCUCCUGAGCAGCUUGCCUUUCAGAGAUGUAUCAGUGAGAAGAAGAUCAAACAUCGAAUGAAGCUCGAAGGCUUUGGCAAAGAAAGAGAGUUUAAGAAAAUUGAGCUGGUAAAUCUCAGCAAAGAUUAUAUGAACAAGAACAGGGCUGAGCCUCUAACUGAAGAGGGUAAGCACAAUUUGAUUGAGAUCAAAGAAGUCAAACCCAGAAAGCUGAAGGGAGGAAUGAACGGUAGUAAUGCAGCCAGAAGAAAGACUAUCAUCAACUCUAAAUAAAACAGCAUCUAAACUUACAGAUACUGAACUGAAGAAGGAAAAGAAGCCUAGAGUCCCUAAGACCAGGAGGCCUCGCUUGAAGGCUGAGAAGAAGGAGUCAAAGGCUUUGGAAUCUCUUCAGAGAAAAGAGUGUACCUACGAACCAUCUAGUAUUAAGAUCUUCAAGGAGGAUUACACUCAUCUGGAUGACUGCUUGAUUAACAAUGUCCUUCAAGACUAUAAUAAUUUUGUUAACCUCACUUUCAAGAACAAAGGGGAUGAAUAUGACUUCUGCAAUAUUAAGCGCCUAGCCAAAAGAUUCGGGAUCGUGAUCAACCAGAAGGCACUCCAGGAAGAGAAUGGGUUCAAGGACAAAACAAUCAUAGCACCAAUCAAGGAGAAACUUCUUAAUUAUCUCUGGAAGACACUUAAUGAUGAGAAUGGCAUGGAAACAUUCCACCUAAAGUCAUCAAAGGGCUAUCCCAAGCUCUACAAAUUCUUUGUAGGCAGAGGAAAUAAUUGAGAAGCUGUCAAGUCUAUUAUGAAUAAGAGGCCGUGGUGGAACCACCAUACAAAGAGAGAUUUACACGAGCUUAACUUCCUAUGGACCCAAUGGAAGGUGAAUUCUGAAUUAGACAAACUCCCUUGUAAAAUCAUGAAAACAGGAGAUUCAGAACAUAUAUGAAGCUCAAGUGAAGAAGAGGAAGAGGUUGACUGUUCAAAGAAUAUGCUCAGCUCUAAAUAUUGUCAAAAGUUUGAUCCAGAGAAAAAUAUUCCUUUUGAAAGUCAGAAGGUUUACAACCGUGUAGAGGCUAACUUCCACUUAGCUAACAAGAAGAGUUUGCUUAUAAACAUGAAGCAAUACUAUGAAUCUAUGGGAGCAGAUCCUUUUGAGUGCUUGCCACUCACAUUCCACAUUAAAGGUGGAAGCAGUGAUCCAGAAUUUGAGACAUUCAAGAAACACUUCUUUGAGCAAAAGGAAAUCGCUGAAAAGGAGAAGAAAACCCAAAAUGUGUGGAUCAUCAAACCAGGAGAGAACUCUAACAGAGGUGGAGGCAUCAAUGUGUCUAAUGACUUCUAUGAAAUCAAAGGGUUGCUUAACAGCCUGAGUAUCAAGAGUAAGAGGACUUGCAUAAUUCAGAAAUACAUUGAAAAGCCUCUAUUGAUAAAUAAAAGAAAGUUUGAUAUACGUAUCUUCACGCUACUAACUUGUUAUAACCAAGGCUACAUGAAGGCGUAUUUUUACAAAGAAGGGUACCUCAGAACCUCCUGUAAGGAGUUCAGUCUUGAAGACCUUGAUGACAACAUGAUUCAUCUCACUAACGAUGCUGUUCAGAAGCAUGCAGAAGAGUAUGGAAAAUACGAAUUAGCUAACAAGCUUUCCUAUGAUGAUUUCCAAAAGUAUUUGGAUGUAAACCACAAGGAGAAAUCAAUCUGAUUUUAUCGUGAUUUACUCCCCCAAAUCAGAGGUGUAAUUACAGAUUCUUUCAGAGCAGUCCAUGGAAAGGUCGAUCCAUACAUGCGUGAGAAUACAUUCGAAAUUCUCGGAUAUGAUUUCAUGAUCGAUGAAGACUUCAGACCCUACCUGAUAGAGGUCAACACUAACCCAUGACUUGAUAGAUGAUGUCCGUUACUGUCCAGACUCAUCCCAUCGAUGCUUGAGAAUUCCGUCCUAAUCGGAGUGGAUCCUCUAUUUAUCCCCCAGAGCGGAUUCUUAGAAAGCAGGAAGAUGGCCAGUGAGUUGUGAAAGGAGAACAAAUACGAGCUGAUAUUUGACUCCAGGACAGACGGAAAUAAGAAAAGCGAGGAUUAAUUAUUACUAUUUUCAUUGCUA